GUCUCUCUACAGAUUUUCUAGUCUUCCUGAGUUCAAGAAAAGUCAUUAAUGUGCAGCUUGUCAAGUUGUUAUCUUAUUUGUCUGAAAGCAAUGCUAUUUCCAGCUCUCUGCAUCUCUGAGCUGAAACUGGAAGUCCAUUUGCAGUUUUGAUAUUUGCCAACUGCACAUUUGUUAAAAUUAUCUUGAUGCAUAUUCUUUAUUUCUCAAUGCAUAUAUUUUCAUUUUUUUGGUUGGUAUUUCUUGUUCAAGAUUAUGAAAAUUGAAACAUUUGCAUAAACAUGUAUAAUACUACCUCCUGUCCUCUCUUCUUAAGUUGUUGUUGUGAGCUGAGUGGAAAGCAGAUCUUUGCUCAUAGUUUUCUCCUGUCCUCCCCUUUGUCAUCAAUGACAGCACCAGGACAUCAGAUUAAAAACUUCCCAAAACUUUGCUCAUGGCUCAUCACCAGAAGGUCAGCAACUCCCAACUGGGUCAGGCUGGAUCUUGGGACUCUCCUUAUCAACAGAACAGCAUGCAGAAAUUCUUGAAUGGGAAGCCCAAGAUUUUGGGGGUUGCCCAGAUCCUAAUUGGUCUCAUGAAAAUGUGUCUAUGGGCAAUGUGGAAGACUGCAUUUCAUCACAUUUAUGAAGACAACAUCAUAAGCCCCCGUGCACAUCUUUCUUUCUAUCCUAUAUGGGGACCCUUAUGUAUUCGAGGAAGCCUGGCUAUGAAUAUAAUCAGUGCCAUAACAUCAGGAGUGGGGUUGGCCUUACUAACAGUGGAUGUGACUGAUAGCACUUGGUACAUGAGAUAUUUUAAGGCUUCAGGUGGAAUAAGUUCAUUUGAAUAUGAAAAUGCAACUCUUGGGCAAGUAUUUUUGAUUGCCAUCCUGAUCCUCUCCCUGCUGGAAGUAUGCAUUACUUUGACUCUCUCUGCUUUUGGAUGCAUGGUGGCUUGCUUCGUCACCCAGGUUGUGGUUCACCUGGCACCUGCUGACAACAUGCAGUCAGAAGUCACACCUGAACACGAGUAUGAGGAAUUGACCUAUCCAUACGUCUAAGUCGUUUAAGUUCUUCCCAUUUGUUGAGUUACUACAGCCCUUACUUUAGGGCCUUUUUUAUACUACACCACUGCAGCUCCAACUGAGAGCCCUCUGGUUAUGUUUUUUGGAACACAGAUACUGGA
Molecule: messenger RNA, 1161 nt
Organism: Choloepus didactylus (southern two-toed sloth)
Lineage: Eukaryota; Metazoa; Chordata; Mammalia; Pilosa; Megalonychidae
Product: membrane-spanning 4-domains subfamily A member 4A-like
Exons: 5
Coding region: 431-1036 (201 amino acids)
Cellular component (GO): membrane; Golgi apparatus
Source: RefSeq, a predicted model, not a curated record